GGAAAAGGACAAUGGUUUCCAUGUUAGCGACAAACGCACUCCAGGCAGCUCUCUAACCUGAUAGUUGUAAGACGGCUGAGGAGCGAGGAAGUAGUCAGAGAGAGUUGCUGCCCCUUAUAGAACAGGAGCCAUGCCGCGCCGGGGCCUAGUGGCCGGGCCAGACUUUGACUAUUUUAAUCGUCGGUACUUCACGCCGUCGGAAGUAGCGGAACACAACCAGCCCGAAGACCUGUGGGUGUCUUACCUGGGAUAUGUGUACAAUCUAACGCCGCUUGCACAGGAAUUUAAAGGGAACCUACUGCUGAAACCCAUCCUGGAAGUUGCAGGCCAGGACAUUAGCCACUGGUUUGAUCCGAAGACCAGAGACAUUCGCAAGCACAUAGAUCCGCUGACUGGUUGCUUGAGAUACCGCACCCCGCGGGGCCGUUUCGUGCACGUCCCACCUCCUCUGCCUCGUUCAGACUGGGCUAAUGAUUUCGGGAAGCCCUGGUGGAAGGGGUCGAAUUACCAGGUGGGGCGGCUGUCUGCCAAGACCCGGAACAUCCGUAUCAUCAACACUCUUACGUCGCAGGAGCACACACUGCAGGUGGGGGCUCUGGAAUCAAUGUGGGAAAUCCUACACCGCUAUCUCCCCUAUAAUGCACAUGCUGCCAGCUACACAUGGAAAUAUGAUGGGAAGAAUCUGAACAUGGACCAUACCCUGGAAGAGAAUGGGAUCCGGGAUGAAGAAGACGAGUUUGACUAUCUUAAUAUGGAUGGCACACUUCACACACCUGCAAUACUGCUCUACUUCAACGAUGACCUCACAGAGCUAUAGGAAAGGAGAUGUGUGUGCAUGGAACUCAAGACAUGUUUGAGUUUCCCUCUUUCUGUGCCUUGAGAAAAAGAGGUUUGGGUCUGUGAGGCCUGGGCCUAGACCUCUGUUGCCCUCUGGGAACUGGCCUGUGGUUCUUUCUGAAAAGUAAGAGCCCUUAUCCCUAGCUCCUCUAUGAUUUGCUCAGAGAAUAUUGGUGGGAGGAAUACUAGAGGAGGAUUAAUCCUUAGAAAUGAUAGGAAGAGAGCCACGGUCUCUCAGUUUGGAAUGUGCAGAGGAGGUGGAGCUCAGGCAGAACUCUGAUAGUAAGAGAAAACACACGGGCAUGAAAGGAUGGAAGUUUUUUUUUUUUUUUUUUUGGCAAAGAUGAGAACGAGAUGUUUGUUGGAAGAUGGGAUUUACGAAGGCAGGAUCCAGAAAUUCCUAUCACCAACUGUGGUUGGUGUGGUUGAUUCCCUUCCUAAAGGUGGUUAGCAGUGGACAGCACAGGAAAAGUGCAUGGCUGUCAGUUCAUUCAGGAUAGAAAUUAUGCUGAGAGUUUUAUGCUUUUUAAUACAGCUAUCCUAGAAGGUGAAUACUGGUAAUGCUAUGUUCUUAGUUUAGAAGGUUCAGGAGCACAAAACCACAUUAGUAACUGAAGAGCCACAGUGCGAAUCCAGGCUCUUUUCCGUGUAAAGGGAUAUUCUCAGUAGCCUCACUCAAUGCUAACAUUUCUAAUGGCUGCUCUCAACCCAUGUGUUUGAAAUGUCAGCUUGUCCUGUGAUUGUUGCACAAUGGGGAAAUGUAGCCUAUUGUGUAGUCAGCAUUAACUCUGUUUGAAGGGAGUUGACUAGCAGAGCACUCUAGGGAUAGAGGCAGGGAGGCCGAAUUUCAGCCAAGCAUUAGCUACUGAGGCUGCUUCUUUGUUAAUAUUAUAGCACUUUCUGACUGUCCGGGGCAACAAGAUAGAUCUUUACUGACUCCAGGAGAAACCAGAAUGGAGGAAUGGCCCAUAAAUCAGAACAUUGUAGUGAGGGGUCCAAAAGGGAGCAUGUUUCCCCUUUCACAUUAACAGAAGGCAAGGAAGAGAAGGUUGACUUUGUAAGAAGAUGAGGGGGCUUGAUGGGAUCAGAGAGAUGAGAGCUAAGGGAGGCAGACAACUCUCCUGGUGACUGGCUAGAUUUGGUUCCCUUUAUCCCUAGCAGGUGAGGGGAAUUAGGAAUAACGGAUAAAUUGAACCAGGCACAGUGGCUUUAAUCCUAGCACCGGGGAGGCAGAGAUAGGCAGAUCUCUAUGAGUUCAAGGCCAGCCUGGUCUACAGAGUUAGUUCUAGGACAGCCAGAGCUGUUACACAGUAAA
Molecule: messenger RNA, 2152 nt
Organism: Alexandromys fortis (reed vole)
Lineage: Eukaryota; Metazoa; Chordata; Mammalia; Rodentia; Cricetidae
Gene: Cyb5d1
Product: cytochrome b5 domain containing 1
Exons: 4
Coding region: 131-817 (228 amino acids)
Biological process (GO): cilium movement
Source: RefSeq, a predicted model, not a curated record